GAACUGCAGCCCGUGCUCCGGCGGGAGCUGCAGCUGGUGGGCGUCUCCGCCCUCCUGAUUGCCUGCAAGUACGAGGAGAUCUGGGCUCCUGAGGUGAAUGAUUUCAUACUGAUCUCCAACAAUGCCUACAUGAGGGAGCAGAUUCUAAAGAUGGAGAAGGCGAUCCUCAACAGGCUCGAGUGGAGCCCGAGGAUGCCCAUGCUCUACGUCUUCCUCGUGCGCUUCGCCAAGGCCGUGUCUUCCUCCUCAGACCACAAGAGCGACAAGGAGAUGGAGAACACCGUCUUGUUCUUCGUGGAGCUGGCGCUGCUGCAGUACGGGCUGGUGCAGUCCAAGCCCUCCACGGUCGCCGCCGCUGCUGUCUACGCUGCCAGGCUCACCCUCAAGAUGACCCCGCUGUGGACCGACACCCUUAGGCACCACAAUGGCUUCACUGAAGCGCAGCUGGUGGACGCUGCCAAGAUCCUGAUCGGAGGGCAUGGUAUUAAGUUGCGGUUCUUUGGCCAGGAGACAAGGCAAACAUGUCGCUGGCAUGGACGGUAG
Hordeum vulgare subsp. vulgare (domesticated barley) is the source of this 543-nucleotide messenger RNA. RefSeq names its product cyclin-B1-1-like. Gene Ontology annotation, molecular function: cyclin-dependent protein serine/threonine kinase regulator activity. The annotation marks the transcript as partial. The record is from RefSeq and is a predicted model, not a curated record. The transcript is spliced from 4 exons. Gene Ontology annotation, cellular component: cyclin-dependent protein kinase holoenzyme complex; cytoplasm; nucleus. NCBI's taxonomy places the organism in Eukaryota, Viridiplantae, Streptophyta, Magnoliopsida, Poales, Poaceae. Gene Ontology annotation, biological process: regulation of cyclin-dependent protein serine/threonine kinase activity; mitotic cell cycle phase transition.